Messenger RNA from Fraxinus pennsylvanica, 3270 nucleotides. The record is from the annotation of a GenBank genome assembly. NCBI's taxonomy places the organism in Eukaryota, Viridiplantae, Streptophyta, Magnoliopsida, Lamiales, Oleaceae.
AUGAAGGCCACCGCUGCCGGAGCUCAACCGGCGAACACCAUCUCUAACCCAUCUGAAGGCGAACCGAAGAAGAGUAUAAACCCUGAGCUAUGGCAAGCUUGCGCCGGGCCUCUGGUGAACCUGCCGGCCGCUGGGACCCAUGUAGUUUACUUCCCUCAAGGCCACAGCGAACAGGUUGCAGCAUCCAUGAAAAAGGAUGUCGAUGGACAAAUCCCAAACUAUUCAAAUCUUCCCUCAAAGCUACUAUGCUUCCUUCACAAUAUUACUUUACAUGCUGAUCCAGAAACGGACGAAGUAUAUGCUCAGAUGACACUCCAACCAGUUCCCUCCUUUGACAAGGAUGCAUUAUUGAGAUCGGAUCUGUCAAUGAAAGCAAAUAAACCACAACCAGAAUUUUUCUGUAAAACCUUGACUGCAAGUGAUACAAGCACUCAUGGCGGUUUUUCAGUACCUCGCCGUUCAGCAGAAAAAACUUUCCCUGCUCUGGACUUCACAAUGCAACCACCUGCUCAAGAGCUUGUGGCGAGGGAUUUGCAUGACAACUCAUGGACGUUUCGUCAUAUUUACCGGGGACAACCAAAGCGCCACUUGUUAACGACUGGGUGGAGCCUUUUUGUCAGCGGAAAGAGAUUAUUUGCAGGUGACUCGGUUUUAUUUAUUAGGGACGAAAAACAGCAGCUUCUUUUAGGCAUAAGACGGGCUAACAGACAACCAACCAACUUAUCGUCGUCUGUGUUAUCAAGCGAUAGUAUGCAUAUUGGAAUUCUAGCGGCAGCUGCCCAUGCUGCUGCGAACAAUAGCCCCUUCACCGUGUUUUACAAUCCAAGGGCAAGUCCUUCGGAAUUUGUUAUCCCGUUAGCCAAGUACUACAAAGCAGUUUGCAGUAACCAAAUAUCUCUUGGCAUGCGCUUUCGCAUGAUGUUUGAAACUGAAGAUUCGAGUACAAGAAGAUAUAUGGGUACAAUAACUGGUAUUAGUGAUAUAGAUUCUGUCAGAUGGAGGAACUCCCAAUGGCGUAAUUUGCAGGUCGGUUGGGACGAGUCGACUGCUGGGGAAAAGCGUAAUCGUGUCUCCAUUUGGGAGAUUGAACCUGUAACUGCUCCAUUUUUUAUUUGCCCGACUACACCUUUCUUCCAUUCAAAGCGGCCAAGGCAACCAGGAAUGGCAGAUGACGACUCGUCUGACCUAGAUAAUCUAAUCAGAAGAUCAAUGCCAUGGAUUGGGGAAGACUAUGGGAUGAAGGAUCCCCAAGCUAUACCCGGCCUGAGCUUAGUCCAAUGGAUGAACAUGCAGCAAAAUGCUUCCCUGGCUAACUCAAUGCAGCCAAACUACAUAAAUUCCUUAUCGGGAUCUGUUAUGCAAAGCCUUUCUGGUGCAGAUCUUUCUCGUCAGUUAGCUUUGCCGGCACCACUUUCUCAGCCAAACAACUUACAGUUCAAUACUCAAAGGCUGGCCCAACCCAUACAGCAACUAGAUCAGCUCCAAAAGCUGCCGGCCUCCUCAUUGAACCCGUUAGACUCCAUUAUACAGCCACAACAACAGUUAACGGACAUUGCACAACCACCUCGUCAAAAUUUAAUAAAUCAAACUUUACCUGCAAGCCAAGUUCAGGCCCAACUUUUGCAUAUGCAGAGUCCUACCCAAGCUCAGAAUGUUAUUCAACAAUCUCUCGUAAACCAUCAGCUUCAGAGAAAUCUUCCUCAAAAUCUGAACCAGCAGCAGAAUUUCAUGUCGUCCCAUACAGAUCAUAUAAGCCAACACGUGCCUGAAAACCAAAUUCAGAUUCAACUUCUGCAGAAGCUUCAUCAGCAACAACAAUCACUUUUAGCACAGCAAUCUUCGAUGCAACAGCCUCCUUCCCAACUAACCCAAUUCCAGGAUCAGCAGAAGCAGCUUUCGGACGUUUCUCAGAACUUCUGUAGGUCUGUGUCAACCAGCCAAAUGCUCGAUGGAUCUCCAGCAACAUCCACUUCACUCCCUCAAUCGCAUGUUAUAAACCAGCAGAUGACGAGAAGUAAUAGUCAAACUAAUCUUCGGUUUGCCCAUCCACCUCAACAACUGAAACUGCAACAUCAACAAUCUGGAAUACUAUCAGAAUGUCCUGGACAAAUGGGGAGCAACUUAAACCCAAUGAAUAAUCAGCUGUUGACUGCUGGAACAAUCAAUUGCCAGUCUGUAGUGACUGAUGAAGUUCCAUCUUGUUCCACUUCACCAUCUACAAACAACUGUUCGAGUGCUGUCCAGUCCAUAAUGACUGGCAGAAACCAUCGAAGUAUAACACCGGGGGAUGAGAUAGCUCAGUCUUCUGCUGGUCUAUUGGGUUCAAGUAAUGAUUUAGGGACUAUCUCUUCAAAUGGUAACUUGGUUAAAGAUUUGCAGCAAAAACCCGAUAUUAAGCCUUCGUUGAACAUAUCCAAAAGUCAGAACCUCGGAUUUUAUGCAUCCCAACCAUAUCUCAAUGCUGCUGGAACCCAGAUCGAUUAUUUCGAUAGUUCAUCUUCGGCUACAUCAGUUCUCUCUCAAAACGACAUCCAGAUACAGCAAACCAACAACUCAAUGUCAUUCAAUUCUCAGUCAAUGCUGUUUAGAGAUGCAAGUCAUGACGGGGAAGUUCUGGGUGAUCCAAGGAACAAUGUUCCGCUAGCGGCCAGCAUGGACAGCCAAUUAGGGAUGCCCAUGAUGCCAGAUUCAUUGAUCGCAAAAGGGAUGGCGGGAUCUGGUAGGGACUUCUCGAAUGGUCUCGCAUCAGGAGCAGAUAUGCUUUCCAGCGUUGUGAACCCUAAGGAAACUCAACCCGAACUCUCAUCGGCAGUGGUUUCCCAGUCGUUUGGAGUUCCCGAUAUGACAUUCAAUUCAAAUGAUUCCACGAUAAACGAUAGCAGCUUCAUGAAUGGAGGUGCUUGGGCUCCAGCACAGAUGCCUCGGUUACGAACAUAUACAAAGGUAUACAAGCGUGGAGCCGUUGGAAGAUCAAUCGAUAUAACGCGUUACUCGGGCUAUGAAGAGCUUAAACAAGAUCUAGCUCGUAGAUUUGGUAUAGAGGGACAACUGGAGGACCGACAAAGAAUUGGUUGGAAACUUGUUUACGUGGAUCAUGAGAAUGAUGUCCUGUUAGUCGGGGACGAUCCUUGGGAGGUAUUUGUGAACUACGUUCGUUGCAUCAAGAUUCUUUCUCCUCGAGAAGUCCAACAAAUGAGCUUGGACGGAGAGUUCGGGAACAAUGUUCUUCAGAAUCAAGCUUGUAGCAGCUCUGAGAAUGGUGUAAAUUAG